UGGCAUAUGGUGUUUAUCUGUCAGCCUGUGAACUGUGCCAUUCAGGCCAUCACACAGCAGGGGUUGAAGUGGGUAUCGCGCUGGGUGACUGCCUUCUGAACUUCGUCUAAACUCUGCUGUUAGUCCUCACUCAGUAAAUGACUUAGUAAGAGCAGAUCAACAUGCUUACAGGUCACAGAGUUAAUGAGAGGACCUUAGCGUUUUCCGCUGAGGCUGACAAAGGCCAGGUGGAGGUGAGGAGUUAUAAAGGGGAAAGGUAGACAGGUGGAGAUGUUCUCUGUACCUGUGUAGUCCUAUAGGCCUGGGCCCUUUUCAUUCCUAACUACCAGCUGCUCUGCUGCACUGAGGCCCCAAACACAGGUCUCCAUUCUAUGGCCCGGGUACCAUGGUCGGUGUCCAUGCUGUUACUGCUGGUGCUCUGCUCUCCAGGGGUUGCCACUGCCCCCGCCCAGCACCUGUGUGGCUCCCACCUAGUGGACGCCUUGUACUUCGUGUGCGGAGAGCGUGGCUUUUUCUACAGCCCGAACCGACCCCACAAGCGGGAUCUGGAGCACCUGCUCGGGUUCCUGUCUAAAAGGGCGAGACAGGAGCAGAGGCUGUGGAAGGCUCUUUCUGGCCGUGAUGAGCCCAAGGUGAAGAGAGGCAUCGUGGAGCAGUGCUGCCAUAAACCAUGCAGCAUUUACCACCUGGAGGGCUACUGCGACUGACUCGUCACUCCAAAACUAGCACCACUCAUAGCUUGUAAAAAGGUCUGGAAGUCCAUUUCCGGCCGAAUACUUGCUGGCUAUGUCUUAUCAACUGAAGGAAAUAAA
Molecule: messenger RNA, 812 nt
Organism: Thunnus maccoyii (southern bluefin tuna)
Lineage: Eukaryota; Metazoa; Chordata; Actinopteri; Scombriformes; Scombridae
Gene: insb
Product: preproinsulin b
Exons: 3
Coding region: 372-707 (111 amino acids)
Cellular component (GO): extracellular region
Molecular function (GO): hormone activity
Source: RefSeq, a predicted model, not a curated record